UGCGAUUACGGAGAAGAUGCAUGGCCUAAUAAACCACAGGAUGCUCUCGGCUAUCUGCAAGUGGCCAUCUCUUACGAUCGCCCCACUUCAAGAGUCAUCGUCAGAAUCGUAGCUGCUCGCGGCCUAAAAAUGAGGGACCCCGCCCGGCGCUUAGCCCCUAAUCCAUUUGUGAAGAUCUACCUGCUUCCGGGCAGAAAGGUGUCAAAUAAACGUCGCACUCGCUUCGUUCCAUGCUCAACGGAUCCAGAAUGGAACCAAAUAGUUGAAUGGCAAGUAAUGCCUGGAUCAUUGCCGUCGCUCUACCUAGAGUUCUCCGUUUGGGAUUACGAUCGUCUCACUGAAAAUAAUGCGCUCGGACAAGUCACCGUCAGCCUUGCGGCAAUUACUGCUUUUCCUCAUUGACA
This is a messenger RNA of Cylicostephanus goldi, 404 nucleotides long. NCBI's taxonomy places the organism in Eukaryota, Metazoa, Nematoda, Chromadorea, Rhabditida, Strongylidae. The record is from the annotation of a GenBank genome assembly.